Messenger RNA from Quercus robur (English oak), 2348 nucleotides. RefSeq names its product receptor-like protein 56. Gene Ontology annotation, molecular function: protein binding. NCBI's taxonomy places the organism in Eukaryota, Viridiplantae, Streptophyta, Magnoliopsida, Fagales, Fagaceae. The coding region runs from base 9 to 2237 and encodes 742 amino acids. The record is from RefSeq and is a predicted model, not a curated record. The transcript has 2 exons.
UUUAAAUCAUGUCUUCUUUUGCUAAUAAUGUCAUUUUGCUAUGGUUUUUUGUUAUCGCAUUUCUACCUUGUUCUUGGAGUCAAGAAUGCAGCAUAGAACAGAAGAGAGCUCUCCUGGAGAUCAAAAACUCCACAAAUGGUUCAGUCUUCGCGGACUGGGAUGGAAGAGACUGUUGUAACGCACCUGGAAUCACUUGUCACGGUAUUGAUGGGGGAGUUUCAAUUAUUUAUUUGCAUAGUGACAAUGCACUAUCAAGUACAUGGUAUCCAAAUGUAACCCUGUUCACCAUAUUCGAUGAACUGCAAGAACUGAUACUUAAUAGCAUGAACAUUGGAGGAGAACUUAAACCCUUUUGUGAACUGAAGCGAUUAAAAAGUCUAAGCUCGUUGGAUCUUGGGAAUAAUUUAAUGGAAGGCACUAUUCAUCCUUGUCUUGGGAGGAUUGAAAAGCUUGAACAACUUGUUCUAUCGGGUAAUCGCUUUCAUGGUAAUAUACCUCCAUUAUUAUUGUCUAACCAAAGCAAGAUUGUGUUGUUGGAUGUUUCUAGUAAUCAAUUAGAAGGGGUAUUGUCAUUUUCAAUUUUUGCCAACGUUACAAGUCUCAAAUACAUUGAUCUUUCCAACAACUACUUGGAGGUUGAAACCGAAUCUCCCUCAUGGGUCCCGACCUUUCAUCUAAGUAAGCUGAACUUAGCAAAUUGCAACCUCAACAAGAAAAAUGGUCACGUUGUGCCCAGCUUCAUCUCCACCCAACUUGACUUGAAUUGGCUAGACUUGUCUUAUAGCUCAAUAGAGGGAGGCAUACCUUGUCAGCUGUUGUUCAACACGAGUCUCCAAGGUUUAUUCUUGAGAAGCAACAAACUCACAGGUUCUUUUCUUGAUUGCAAUGCUAAAAAUCAAACUUCAACAAUUGUAUCAUUUGACUUAUCUGAUAAUCAAGUCAGAGGCCCUCUUCCUGAAAAUAUUGGGCAUCUUCUUCCAUGGUUAAAUCAUUGUAACAUGUCCUCAAAUGCAUUAGAAGGCAACAUCCCUUGGACCUUGGGUAAUUUGUCUCUUGUAAUAUUGGAUCUUUCCAAUAACAUGCUCACAGGAACAAUACCACAAAGUUUGACUAAAAAUGGUAGCGCAGACUCAUUGGUCUAUCUAAAUCUAUCAGACAAUAAAUUGCAAGGAAAAAUGCUCCCAAGGGACUCUAUCAUGCCAAGCUUGGAGUGCUUACAACUUAGUGGCAAUCGCUUUGAAGGAGUCAUCUCACCCACAAUAUCAAACAGCCCCUCCCUGGUAAUCCUAGACGUUAGUCACAAUUACUUGUCUGGAAAUAUUCCAAGGUGGUUGUAUAGUCAUCCUAGCUUGGUAGCAGUUCUUUUAAAAGGAAAUCGCUUUGAAGGUCACCUACUACGAGGAAUGUGUCAGAUGAGAAGUUUGCAAGUUUUGGACAUCUCUUUCAAUCAUAUUUCAGGAGGUAUUCCCUCCUGCAUUAAUAACAUCACAUUCUGGAAGAAGAGUUCUCCAAGUCCUACUGGCUCAAACUAUUUCACACAGAAGGGUCGGUUGAGUUACCUUAUAAAUUUAACUGACUUGUAUUUUGAAUUUGGAACGUCCUUGCUAAUAAAGAGUAUGGAAUAUACUUUCAAUGGUAUCCCACUCUUAUUGAUGACAGGAAUCGACAUGUCAUCUAACCAACUAACAGGUAGCAUUCCUUCUGAAAUGGGAGAAUUGUCACAACUUAGGUCCUUGAACUUGUCAAAUAAUUUUCUAACAGGUUCCAUUCCCAGUUCUUUUCGAAACUUGAAAAACGUGGAAAGUUUGGAUCUCUCUCACAACAAAUUGAGUGGGAAAAUCCCUUCUGAGUUGGUUGAACUCAAUUCUCUAUCGGCAUUUAGUGUUGCCUACAACAAUCUUUCAGGAAGAAUCCCAUUUGAGAAGCAAUUUUCAACAUUCAACAUGAAAUGCUAUGAUGGCAAUCCUGAUCUUUGUGGAGGCCCUCUGCCAAGAAACUGCUCAACCCCGAACCAACCGGAUCCUACACAUAAGAGGGAUCAAAAGGACCAGAAAGAAGGGACUAGAGUAAUUGAUAGCCCUUUCUUCUUUUAUGCAUUUGUUGCAGUCUCUUAUGCAUUUGGGUUUUGGGUUUUCUUUGGGAUCCUAAUCAUUAACAAGAACUGGAGGAUGAACUAUUUUAGAGCUGUGGACAGAUAUGUUGAGUCAUUUUUGGAAAUGCUUUCCAAGUAUUGGUGAUAUACUGUCAUAUUUGUCGUGGAAACAGUAUUAUGUGAGAUUUGUAUUUCAAAGCAAUUCUUGUUUUCUUCAUAGAAUUUGUAGCAUUGAGUGGUUCUAAGUACAAGGUUG